AUGGCAUCCGUGAGUAAUGGAAAUACACCCGCCCUGCCCGAGGAGGUGAGCAAACCCCCCGAGGGAGUGGUCUUGCCACCUAAGGACAUCCGAGCUAUUGUCGAGAAAACGGCCGGUUAUGUCGCUCGAAAUGGUCACGUCUUCGAAGAUCGCGUCCGCGAAAAGGAACGCAACAACCCGAAGUUUUCUUUCCUCAACCCGGACGACCCCUACGCAACCUUCUACCAGUGGCGCCUUACGGAGAUCAAGGAAGGGAGAGGCACCGCGGUGUCUGCAGGUCGACCGGGGGAACAAGCGGCGGAACCUGAGCCUGAAGUACCCCAGGGACCUGAGGAGCCUCCAGAGUUUCAUUUUUCGGCACGCAUGCCCAUAAUCAACGCGCAAGAUCUGGAGGUCGUCAAACUCACGGCUCUGUUCGUCGCGAAGAGAGGGAAAUUGUUCAUGACGGCGCUAUCACAACGUGAAACUCGGAAUUUCCAGUUCGACUUCCUGCGGCCACAACACAGUCUCUACCAGUUCUUCACGCGGCUGGUAGACCAAUACACCAUUCUCCUGCGCACGGAAGGAAUAGACGAGGCCACCACGGAGAAGAAACGUCUUGCGGAGUUGGAGUCGAACGUGAAGAACAAGUUCCACAUCCUGGAUCGGGCCACGCAACGAGCCGAAUGGGUCAAGUACCAGGAACAGCAGAAGCAGAAGAAAGAGGAGGAGGACGAGCAGGAGAAGAUCGCAUACGCGCAGAUAGACUGGCAUGACUUUGUGGUCGUGGAGACCGUUCUCUUCAACGAAGCCGACGACCAGUCCGAUCUCCCGCCACCCACCUCGCUCGGUGACCUCCAAUCCGCCUCCCUGGAACAGAAGGCCGCCAUGUCCCUCAACCCUCUCCGCAUCGAAGAAGCCAUGCCCACCGACGAGGAGAUGCCCACCUACUACAACGCCUACCCAGCCCAGCCCGAACCCAUGCCCCAACCCGCAGGACCUUCCUACCCCCAGGGCCUACCUCCCCAGCCCAUCCCCGCCGCUCCCCAAGCUGCAUACUCCGCCGCCGCGCAGGAGGAAGAGCAACGCAUCCGCGAACGCGCCGAGGCCCGCGAUCAGGCCGCCGCCGCGCAAGCCGCCGCACGAGCCGCGCCCGGCCAGCAGCCGAUGCGCAUCCGGUCCGACUACGUCCCUCGCGCCCAGGCCCGCCGUCUCAACCAGACCGGCCCCACGGCCCUCUGCCCCAACUGUCAUCAGCAGAUCCCCGUCGCCGAACUCGACCAACACAUGCGUAUCGAGCUGCUCGAUCCCCGCUGGAAGGAACAACGCGCCAAGGCCGAAUCACGCAGCGCCACGACCAACCUGUCGACCGCCGACGUCGUCAACAACCUCAAACGUCUGGCCAGUCAGCGUAGCGACGUCUUUGAUUCCACCGUCCUCCCGGGUGCAGGGGACCCCGAAGAAGAAGCCCGCAAGAAACGCAUGGCCUACGAUGCCUCCGCCGGUGGAGUCGGUCCCACACCCAUGGUCGGUCCUUCAGGCGGUCCGCCCAAUCCUCAAAGUAUGACGAUCGAGGAACAAAUCCGACACAUUCGCGAACGGGCCAAGCAAUGA
This is a messenger RNA of Aspergillus melleus, 1593 nucleotides long. It is a transcript of the gene PRP21, whose product is annotated as putative pre-mRNA splicing factor. Gene Ontology annotation, cellular component: U2 snRNP; catalytic step 2 spliceosome; U2-type prespliceosome. Gene Ontology annotation, biological process: mRNA cis splicing, via spliceosome; regulation of alternative mRNA splicing, via spliceosome. Bases 1 to 1593 code for a protein of 530 amino acids. Gene Ontology annotation, molecular function: RNA binding. The record is from RefSeq and is a predicted model, not a curated record. The transcript is spliced from 3 exons. NCBI's taxonomy places the organism in Eukaryota, Fungi, Ascomycota, Eurotiomycetes, Eurotiales, Aspergillaceae.